This is a messenger RNA of Chelonoidis abingdonii (Abingdon island giant tortoise), 3099 nucleotides long. RefSeq names its product C-type lectin domain family 2 member E-like. NCBI's taxonomy places the organism in Eukaryota, Metazoa, Chordata, Testudines, Testudinidae. The record is from RefSeq and is a predicted model, not a curated record.
AGCCAGUAAUAAAAGUAAACUUCUGUCUCACCUCACCGGCUAACAAGAAGUCAGAAAAGCAGUUUCCUUAGUCAUUCCAGUUCUUACAUUACCAUCAAAACCACCCAACUUCAUGAUGUGUGGUUAUUUAAAUUUCAUCAAACAAAGGGUUGUUCUAAUCUCACAAGAUCAUUCACAUACCCAGGUCAAUACAUAGCUCAGAUCUUACCCAAUAAUCAUGCUGUUGCCAAUCCUUUAGUAUCUAAAGGUUUAUUUAUAAGAGAAAGAAGGAGAGAGAUAAACUGGUUAAGGAAAUUGAAUGAAUACGCUCAGUGCAAAGUUCUUGGAUCAGGUUUGUAGCAGUGAUGAAAUGAACUGCAAGUUUGCAAAAGUCUCCCUGGAAAUGACCCAAACAUGUUGGGGGUUAUCAGUCCCGUUUAGAGCUUCCUUGUUAAAAAUCCAGACCAGAGAAAUGAAGCCGGAAAUGAAGACAAACUGGAGAUAUUUCCAAGGUCUUUUAUCUCUUCUCCCAUGUGGAUGGAAUGUCAUUGUCCCAAAACAGAGCCCCCAGCACAGUAUGUGGAAAAGUACAGGCACAAGAUGGAGGCCAGGGUCACAUGAGCAAGUCACAUGCUCAUGCAUGCUUUGGUGACUCUCAGGAGUAGCUAUUGCCCAAAUUCUGUCUAAAGCGUCCGCAGGAAAGCUCACUGUUGGGGGACAAGGUUCUUCUAUGAUGCAAUGGAAAAGUUAAGUUUUCUUUAAAGGUCCAUCAACUUGAAUAGUUUAUUCACAAUGUGUUGACCAGAGUGGAUGUAAAUAAACUACCUUGUAGGUGUUUCUCCAGGAGCAAACCCAUUUGAAAUAUUGGUACGUAAGUCAAUAUUCAUAACUUCAGAUACAAAGAUGAUACAUGUUCAUGCACCGGAUAAUCAUACUCAGCAAUCAUCACUUUUCCAUUGACACCUGCCAUGACAUAUGUUGUACAGGGUUUGUUGCAAUUAUGUAACAGUGGCAAUAUCAGUGAUAUCAAUGGUACAUUUCAAUCAUACACCAUUGACACCAGAUAGCCUUUGCAUGAGCUUCCCUUAAGGUGGGGGAAGGAGUUGAGUGUCCAGUCUCAGGCUCUGGGGUGGGGGUGGAUGCAGCUGGAGUUGGCAUGCUUAGUGGCUGGGUGUGGAGGGGGAAGUCUGAUUCCUUCAGUCGGAGGGCAAAGGCCGAGCAUGGGGCAGAGUAAAGGUGAGUGAGGGACAUGUUCCCAUCCCUCACCGCUCUGGGGAACUGUGAGCCAAGAGCCAGUCUGGGUAGCAGCUCUGUGAGAGUCUGUGGGAGGAGCAAUGGGAGAGAUUAAAUAAGUAUUGAUAUUGGGCCAUCCCGGUUGGGUGAAUGUGGGGUCAUUUGGGACUGGGCGAGUUUAUCAGUGUGUUUAGCCCUCUGACUGGGGUCUGUAGCUAAUGUCUGUACCCCGAAGGGGAAGGGCAGCACCCUGGGAAUCACAGUAGAUACUUGCUCCACAGCGGCUCAGGCGCGGAUACUGUUAAGGAGUCUGCUUCCCAGAAGCACUCAUGGGUUUGUCUCUUUCAGGCCCUGGGUCUAACCACACACUCAGGAAAUGUGCUUCCCGUCGAGUCCUAGUCCCAGCUGUCGUCCUAGCUGCAGUCACAGUUUUUAUGUUGAUCGCCGUCAUCACUAUCGCUGCUCUAGCAGAACUUUUAAGAGUGGAAAAAUCCAAACCACCUGUGGCUGCUCCAGGCCCCCCUGCAGUGCCCUGCUGCCCGGAUGGCUGGAUCGGGUACCGAGGGAAAUGCUACUAUUUCUCAGAGACUGACGGGAACUGGACGUACAGCCAGAGCCAGUGCUCUGCACUCAAUGCCUCCCUGGCUGCGAUUGACAGUGAGCAGGAAAAGGAUUUCCUGCUGCGCUAUAAGGGCUUCCUCGACCGUUGGAUCGGCCUCCAGAGGGAGCCAGGCCAGCCCUGGAGAUGGCCCAAUGGCACCGAAUUCGACAAUCGGUUUCCGAUAAGAGGAGGCGGCGACUGUGUUUUCCUGAGUGAUGAGGAUUGGUUCGGCAGCUCGCGAUGCAGAACAUGGAGACGCUGGAUCUGCAGCAAACCUGAUGCCCGUACAAUGGGGAAGGGAUAGGCUGUGGAGUCAGAACUUUGAGACUCUUAGAAACUAGGCUUGGAAAAGCUGUAUUGGGGAGACACCUUCCACUACCUGUAGAUGAAGGAAGCUGAGUCUUCCUUCCUUACAGACUCUCCCCAGGGCUUCUCUAGUUUUUAUUCACCCGUUGGAAGGAGUAGGGUGGAGCAGAAAAGCUUUUCCAACUCUUAACUUUGAAUGAACCAUUCACUGAACUGAACUUGUUGAAUAAAUUGAAAAGAAGAUGUUCUCUCUACCCCUGCAGAAGAGGCUGCUGUUCUUCAAAAGCUGGUUUAGCACUUCAGCAAACUAUAGUCAGAUCCUCAGUGGUUCAGGAGUCAAAUUAGGGAUCCAUGUGACCCAAAAGAACCACACUCGUGUGACUCCAUUGUUUCAUUUCCUAUUAUAUAUAUGAUAUAUACACCGCCAUGUGUUCUCACAGCAAAUGACCAAGUAUUCUUUUAUUUUAUUGACUGACUAGAUAUUAUUUUAUCAACUACAAUUGGUUAGUAACAUAGUAAAAUCAUCCUAAUUGGUUAAUAACUUAGCUUAGUUAAUAUUUAAAUCGCAGUGUUUUAAUAUCAAGUGCUUCAGGAGACAUAUUAGAGAGCAACAGUGCUCUAGGAUGGUGAUACAGGAAAGGCUGAAGGCGAGGGCAUGGCAGAGGGAUUUACCGACUGAUGUCUCCAUGCUGGAGCCAGAGGGAGCUGAGGGCCAGGGGAACAGUGGCAAGGCUGAUCUGCUAGAGAUGAAAGGUAACAGAACAGGCCGAGUGCUGGAUAUUUCUCAGGUGAGGAUGAACUCCCGGGGGAGAGGCUGCUGGGAAGACUGGGUUUGCACUCCAGCUGGGGUGGCUGACACAGCAGAAGGACAGGAGGGGAUCAGAGAAGAGCCCUGGGGUGGUGAAAGACAUUGAUGGACCAGAUGUCAUGGGAUUUUAAGGACUAUAUGCAUGGGGGGUAAUAAAUGGACUAUGUUUUGG